AUGGGCAAGGAAUUCGGUGCCCGCGUGCCUGCCCGCGAUGGUGGCGGCGGCGGCAAAGGAGGCGAUGGAGGCCACCACACGGAGGGGCUGGUGGUGGUGGGCCGUCUCCUCGAGUGCGGCACCUGCCCACCCUCGGGCGAGCUGCACUACGGCCUCGUCAUGCCCUAUCGGCCCGUGCGCCUCGUGGCAGGGCACCUGCCCAUCAAGGCCUUCUCCCUCUCUUCCUCCUCCUCGUCGUCGUCGCUCCCUUCCUAUGUGUCUCCUCCGGUGCCCUCCUCCUCCUCGCCAUCUGCGGCCACUCCGUCCAAGGACGACGCAAGCAAUGGGCGACACGCCCUCACGUUGCGGCACCACCACCACCACCACCUCCAGCAGCAGCAGCAGCAGCCGCCGGGGCAGCACCGGCAGGAGGAGCUGCGGGAGGAGGAGGCGCAGGAAGCCACCUACCUGGGAGGACCCGUGUUGUGGGUGGUGCACGGCACGCCCGAGCUGCCGCGGCCCGACUACCACCAGUUCAGCGGCGGGCUGGAGGAAUUCAGGGUGGGCGAGUGCCAUCGACUUCGGCUCAAGGUGAAGCUGAACGGGCCGUCGCCCUUUGACGAGGUGGUGGAUCCCUACCUGGCCCACCCCGGCCAGCGCUAUCUGUGCCUCAAGGCCGACCUCGCUUCCCCCUCGAGUGACGACGACGACAGCAGCAGCAGCAGCAACAGCGACGACGACGACGAUAGCGAGGGGCAAUUGGACGACGACGGCAAUGAGGGCAUCGAAGAAGAGUGGGAAGGCAGCGAAGAUGAAGACCUAGGCAAUGCCAACAACUCCAACGAGGAUGACGACGAGGGCGACGGCGACGACAGCGGGAUGGAGGAGGAAGCGGCCUAA
Messenger RNA from Acanthamoeba castellanii str. Neff, 879 nucleotides. RefSeq lists its product as uncharacterized. The coding region runs from base 1 to 879 and encodes 292 amino acids. The transcript is spliced from 2 exons. NCBI's taxonomy places the organism in Eukaryota, Discosea, Longamoebia, Acanthamoebidae. The record is from RefSeq and is a predicted model, not a curated record.